AUGGAUGGUCACGGCUACCCGCCGGGCCAAGGCCCCCCUAACGGUGACGGGGAGUAUGGCGAAGAAUGGGCUCGCGACCUGAGAGUAAAAUUCGAGUCGCUCCUCCGUGACAAGCGCAUGAACGACCUCCGAACAUCCUCUCGCCAAAAUAGCCCCCAGCCCAGGGAAAGCACAAGUAGUACCAACCUCCGUGGUCUGGCCUCACCCGGCCCCGGUCGCCCUUCGACAUCACACGGCUCAACACCUGUGCCGCCGACACCACCCGCGUACUCCCGUCACCUGCCCAAGAUCCCCACCCCUCCCGCCGCCAACGACCGCGACUCGCAAAAAUUCCGCAACCUCUUGAUCAGCCUCUCCCUGACUCCAACCAAGUACGAGAACCCCGGGUUGCUGGACGAGGCCCUGCAAUGUAUACCACUCGACCGGAUAUACGGCGAGGCCGAGGAGGAAUGUCAAGUCAUGCAGGCCGAGGCCGAAAGCAUGGGAGAUGGACGCAAAGCCACUUGGGGCUACCAAGACUGCGUCAUCCGGGCGCUCUUGAGAUGGUUCAAGCGAUCCUUCUUCACCUGGAUCAACAACCCUCCGUGCCCCGUCUGCCUUUCGCCCACAAUCGCCCAAGGCAUGACGCCCCCCACGCCCGAUGAGAGCGCUUGCGGCGCACUCCGCGUCGAGCUCUACCGCUGCUCGGCCGGCGACUGCGGCGCUUACGAACGGUUCCCGCGGUACGGCGACGUGUGGCGACUCAUCCACACCCGUCGAGGACGUGUUGGCGAAUGGGCCAAUUGCUUCAGUAUGCUCUGCCGUGCCGUCGGAGGCAGGGUUCGUUGGGUGUGGAAUGCUGAAGACCACGUCUGGACCGAGGUCUACUCGGAGCACCAGAAACGCUGGGUUCACGUCGACGCCUGUGAGGAAGCAUGGGAUAACCCCCGCCUCUACACCGAGGGCUGGGGCAAGAAGAUGUCGUACUGCAUCGCCUUUUCCAUCGACGGCGCCACCGAUGUCACCCGGCGAUACGUCCGCAAGAGCGACUUCGCCGCCGAGCGCAACCGUUGCCCCGAGGAAGUCUUGCUCUACAUCCUGAACGAGAUCAGGGGCAUCCGGCGCAGCAACAUGAACAAGGACGAAAGGUUCCGACUCGAGAAGGAGGACAGUCGCGAAGACCGCGAGCUUCGUGGAUACGUCAUCAAUUCGAUUGCCCAGGCCGUCACCGAUCUUGUUCCCGGCAUGCCCAGCCCGUCCAGCAGUGCGCCGCCCGCCGUAGCCCCGCCCAGAAGACGCGAGGACACCAAGCUGCCUGCUGAGCAACCCGGUCGCCAGACGGGAUCCGCCGAGUACAUGGCCGCGCAAGCCAACGCGAGGCACCACCAGUUCCCCCCACAUGACCCGAACCACCGCCGUGACCUGCCUUGA
This is a messenger RNA of Colletotrichum graminicola M1.001, 1410 nucleotides long. Its product is annotated as transglutaminase-like superfamily protein. The record is from RefSeq and is a predicted model, not a curated record. Gene Ontology annotation, biological process: protein deglycosylation; protein quality control for misfolded or incompletely synthesized proteins; glycoprotein catabolic process. Gene Ontology annotation, molecular function: peptide-N4-(N-acetyl-beta-glucosaminyl)asparagine amidase activity. Gene Ontology annotation, cellular component: cytosol; nucleus. Bases 1 to 1410 code for a protein of 469 amino acids. Lineage: Eukaryota; Fungi; Ascomycota; Sordariomycetes; Glomerellales; Glomerellaceae. The transcript has 2 exons.